AUGCAGCGAAGCUUUACCUUGGUCUUUGUCAGUUUUUGUGUUGGAUUUUGCUAUGGGUCAAGUUUCCCAAGUAAUAUCAAUAUAGGGGGAUUGUUCCCAAAGGGCUCCCAUGAAAAUGAGGUUUUUCAUUUUGCACUCUCCCAUCACCAGGAUAUCCCCAGACUGGUACCACAAGUGGACAUGGUCGACACCGCAAGUAGCUUUGCUAUGACAUAUGCAUUUUGUUCACAGUUUUCCAAAGGAGUCUACGCCAUCAUCGGACUGUAUGACAGGAAGACCAUGAACAUGCUCAUGUCAUUCUGUGGGGCUCUCCACGUCUGCUUUGUGACACCCAGUUUCCCCAUAGAAACCAACAACCAGUUUGUAAUCCAGCUGAGACCGGAACUCCAGGAGCCCCUCAUUGCCCUGAUCCAGCACUACAAAUGGACCAAGUUCGUUUACAUGUACAGCUCACAUUCAGGCCUGACAGUACUCCAGAAGAUUCUGGACACAGCAGCAGAGAAGGCAUGGCAGGUGACAUCAGUGAACCUGGACAGUGGUAUGGAUCAGACGGCCUUCUUGAAGGUGGUUCAGGACCUAGAGAAGAAGAAGGAGUACAACAUCAUCCUGGACUGUGAGCUGGAGAGACUCAACAUGAUCCUCAACCUGAUCGCUGCUCAGAAGAAAAACCUGAAAAAGUAUCACUACAUAUUGGCAAACCUGGGCUUUUUGGACAUGAACUUCACUGAGUUCCAGAAGAGUGGUGCCAAUAUCACCGGGUUCCAACUAAUGAACUACUCAGACGAAAAUGUCAGCAAGGCCAUAGAGGAGUGGGUGGACUUUGACAGCAAAGACCUCAAACUACCCAAGGGAAGACUGAAGUACACAGGAGCCCUCACAUACGACGGAGUGAGCGUCAUGGCAACUGCAUUUCAGAACCUUCGGAAGCAGCGUAUUGACAUUUCCCGGCGAGGUAAUGCUGGCGAGUGUCUGGCCAACCCACCAGCUCCCUGGGGCCAGGGUAUCGACAUCCAGAGAGCCCUACAGCAGGUUCGGAUUGAGGGAUUGACUGGACAUGUCCAGUUCAACGAGAAAGGCCAUCGGACCAACUUCACGGUCAGCAUAAUGGAGCUGAGCCCAAGUGGACCACUGAAGGUGGGCUACUGGAAUGAGAAUGAGAACUAUGUGAACACAGCGGUAUACACGCCGGUGGUUGAAGAAUUCUUCGGACUGCAAAACAGGACAUACGUUGUGACCACUAUCCUUGAAUCUCCAUACGUGAUGCUAAAGAAGAACCACGAGCAGCUGGUGGGGAACGAUAAGUAUGAGGGCUAUUGUGUGGAGCUGGCCGCCGAGAUCGCCAAGCAUGUGGGCUACACCUAUAAACUAGAGGUCGUAAGCGAUGGCAAGUACGGAGCCAGAGACGCUGAGUCCAAGAUGUGGAACGGGAUGGUGGGCGAGCUGGUUUAUGGGAAAGCGGAUGUGGCAGUAGCCCCGUUGACCAUCACCCUGGUAAGAGAGGAGGUGAUUGACUUUUCCAAGCCCUUCAUGUCCCUGGGCAUCUCCAUCAUGAUCAAGAAGCCUACCAAGUCCAAACCUGGAGUCUUUUCCUUCCUGGAUCCUCUGGCCUACGAGAUCUGGAUGUGCAUUGUGUUUGCUUACAUCGGCGUGAGCGUGGUUCUCUUCCUGGUCAGUCGCUUCAGCCCGUACGAGUGGCAGGGGGACGACUCUGAUGGGGAGGAGGGUCAAGCGCAGCAGCAGAGACAGCAGCACAACCAGCCGUCGUCCUCCAGUCCCAGGAGAGAGCCAGGUCAGUCCCAGUCCCAACAGGGCCAAAACCAGGGCCAAGGACAGGGACAAGGCCAGGGACAGAACGAGGGGCACACCAAUGAGUUUGGGAUAUUCAACAGCUUGUGGUUCUCUCUGGGCGCCUUCAUGCAGCAGGGCUGUGACAUCUCGCCACGGUCCCUCUCUGGUCGCAUCGUGGGGGGCGUGUGGUGGUUCUUCACCCUCAUCAUCAUCUCCUCCUACACGGCCAACCUGGCUGCUUUCCUCACAGUAGAGAGGAUGGUGUCACCCAUAGAGAGUGCUGAGGACCUGGCCAAGCAGACAGAGAUCGCCUAUGGUACCCUAGACGGAGGCUCCACCAAAGAGUUCUUUAGGAGAUCGAAGAUCGCCGUGUUUGAGAAGAUGUGGUCCUACAUGAAGUCUGCUGACCCGUCAGUGUUUGUGAAGACCACAGACGAGGGCGUGGUGCGGGUCAGGAAGUCCAAAGGGAGGUAUGCUUACCUGCUGGAGUCCACCAUGAACGAGUACAUCGAGCAGAGGAAACCAUGUGACACUAUGAAGGUGGGCGGGAACCUGGACUCUAAAGGAUACGGCAUUGCUACGCCCAAGGGAUCAGCACUAAGAAACCCAGUAAACUUGGCAGUGUUAAAACUGAACGAGCAGGGCCUGUUGGACAAAUUGAAAAACAAAUGGUGGUACGACAAGGGCGAAUGCGGCAGCGGGGGAGGUGAUUCCAAGGACAAGACCAGUGCUCUGAGCCUCAGCAAUGUGGCCGGGGUGUUCUACAUCUUGAUUGGUGGGCUGGGGCUGGCUAUGCUCGUGGCCUUGGUCGAGUUCUGUUACAAGUCCAGGAUUGAGUCCAGGAGGAUGAAGCAAAUCAUUGAUGCGGCCAUGCUGAGCUCCACCCUGAGCAGAAUGACCAGGACAGGGAGCGGGGGAGAGAACGGACGGCUGGUCGCCCAUGACUUCCCCAAAGCUGCACAGACUCUCCCCUGCAUGAGCCAGGCGGGCAUGGGCCUGAGCACCACGGGUAUGUAAUCGGGCAGCCUUUCCCCAAACCCCACAAAAAUGAGGAAAGGAAAAAGAGAAGGUGGGAAAGUGUUGCACUGCGGCAUUUCGCUCAACCGCCACUGAACUACUGCCAAAAGGAUUUACUGACUGCUCACGCUGGACUCCUGAAGAUAGAAAGAAUGAACAAAAUGACUUGUCUAAAGAGAUUUAUUCGGAUCUCUUCUGCUGCAAUAAAAAGGCUGUCUUGGACUUUGAUCGAGGGCAUAAUUUUGGUGUAUCUAAAAAGAGAAGCUCUUCCCCAACCCAAGAAUAGUGACACUUAUUGCACUAUGCCAUUUCAGUUUGUCCUGUUUACUUUGAUAUGUCAAUAACAGUCAUGAACAGCUAUGUCGUCUGCCUUAUACUGAACAGUGGUUUUGUUCCUUGAGACACAAAGAUCCAAGCAUUUCCAAUUCCAAACAUUUGACUCACAUCCACUUAGUACACUAUCUAUAGUUGCAUACAGUAUGCUGAAUAAAAGUAUUGUUGUAUGUUUGCACUGGAAGGACACAUCACAGGACUGGAUUUUUGUUGUUGUUGUCAUUCUGUUAAUGUCACUCCAUUGAAAUGGAAUGCCUACUUACAGAUGUCCUCUCUAAUUUGCUCAACACCUGACAUGGAGAAAAAUGUGACAU
Salvelinus namaycush (lake trout) is the source of this 3452-nucleotide messenger RNA. Its product is annotated as glutamate receptor 1-like. Gene Ontology annotation, molecular function: AMPA glutamate receptor activity; transmitter-gated monoatomic ion channel activity involved in regulation of postsynaptic membrane potential. Gene Ontology annotation, biological process: synaptic transmission, glutamatergic; modulation of chemical synaptic transmission; monoatomic ion transport. Bases 1 to 2805 code for a protein of 934 amino acids. Gene Ontology annotation, cellular component: plasma membrane; AMPA glutamate receptor complex; dendritic spine. The transcript is spliced from 16 exons. The record is from RefSeq and is a predicted model, not a curated record. Lineage: Eukaryota; Metazoa; Chordata; Actinopteri; Salmoniformes; Salmonidae.